This is a messenger RNA of Kwoniella shivajii, 252 nucleotides long. RefSeq lists its product as uncharacterized. NCBI's taxonomy places the organism in Eukaryota, Fungi, Basidiomycota, Tremellomycetes, Tremellales, Cryptococcaceae. The transcript is spliced from 3 exons. The record is from RefSeq and is a predicted model, not a curated record. Gene Ontology annotation, biological process: protein N-linked glycosylation. The coding region runs from base 1 to 252 and encodes 83 amino acids.
AUGUCAGAAACGUACGCUUCUAUCAAGACUUUACAUUCCUCUCUUCCAGCUUUCCAACCUCCCAUAUCUACCUCCGCAUUACCAAGUAUUGCCUUCAUCACGCUAUUGGCGUUCUUCGUUCUCACCUUCCUAUUCACCACGUUGCCCAAAUCGAAAAUACCUAUUCCUGAAAUUGGAACAGCUUUAGCAGCUUCUGUAUUAGCUGGAGGCGGCGUAGUCGCUUUGUUCUGUACAUUAGGCGUAUACGUGUAG